GUGUAUAGUUUUCAUGCAAUCAUCUUAUAAAUAAGCGCCCCUAAUAAUUACUCGCUCAGUUCGUAUCCAACGGCCUCCUUUCCUUUGAGCCAUUCCCAAGCAGUGACAUCAGAAUGGGGCAUCAUGUAAUUUGUGGGCUUUAUACCAUUCUCUCCCUACUCCUAGUGUCGAGCACCCGUCUAUCCGCUGGAGACGAUGGCUUGGUCCGCAUUGCAUUAAAGAAGAGGCCCCUGAUGGAAGCCAUCUAUAACAAACAAGUGCCAAAGAGUAAGGUUGAUCCGGUAAGGGAAGCAGUGAACCAAGUUCGCGCCCAGGCACAAAGAAUGUUCACAGAGGCCGCGGCCAUGGAACAACGGCUCAAGCGUCAAUGGAGUCACAGAGGUAUCCGAGUAAACAAACGUGUGCGCGAAGGCUACGAGGGCAUCAUCCCGCUGAAGAACUACAUGGACGCUCAAUACUAUGGGCAGAUUGGAAUUGGCUCCCCGCCACAAAAUUUCACGGUGAUCUUUGACACCGGGAGCGCAAACCUCUGGGUCCCUUCCGCCGAGUGCUUCUUUUCGCUUGCUUGCUACUUCCAUCCCAAGUAUGUAUCAAGACGGUCCAUCACUUACAAGGAGAACGGAACACCUGCUUCCAUUCAUUAUGGAAAAGGAGCAAUUUUUGGAUUUUACAGUCAAGAUCAAGUAACUAUUGGUGGUUUAGUUGUAAACAAUCAGGAAUUCAUUGAAGCUACUUAUGAGCCUGGAUUUACAUUCUUAGCAGCAAAAUUCGAUGGCAUCCUUGGACUUGGAUUUAAGGAGAUUUCGGUUGAAGGCGCAGAUCCAGUUUGGUACAAUAUGGUUGCACAAGGACUUGUGAAACAACAUGUUUUCUCCUUUUGGUUAAAUCGAAAUGCAAACAAUGGGGAAGGAGGUGAAAUUGUUUUCGGAGGUAGUGAUCCCAAACACUACAAAGGUAGCCAUACAUACACCCGAGUAACCCGAAAAGCAUACUGGCAGUUUGAAAUGGGAGACUUUCUUAUUGGUGGAAAGAGCACUGGAAUCUGUGUGGAUGGAUGUGCGGCAAUAGCAGACUCCGGAACUUCAUUGAUUGCUGGUCCAAUAGGUGUCAUUGCCCAAAUCAAUGAGCGAAUUGGAGCUACCGGAGUGGCUAACGAAGAGUGCAAACAAGUCGUUUCUGGAUAUGGACAAGAAAUGAUAGAGUUGCUGAAAUCUGAGACACCACCAGCACAAGUGUGUUCGAAGAUUGGGCUCUGCGCAUUCGAUGGAACUAGUGGAGUAAGUGCUGGUAUUGAGAGGGUAGUGGGAGAGGCACGUACAACAUCUGUAGACGGCAUGUUUGACGCUACAUGCAAUGCGUGCGAGAUGGCAGUAACUUGGAUGCAAAGCGAAUUCGUUCAGAAUCAUACCAAGGAGGGCACGUUGGAGUAUGUCGGUCGGCUCUGCCACAAUAUGCCUAGUCCCGUGGGCUCAUAUGUGGACUGUAGACACAUUGAUUCCCUGCAAAGUGUCUCGUUCAGCAUAGGUGGAAGGAUAUUUGAGCUCCAACCAGAGCAGUACAUUCUCAAGAUUGGCGAUGGAUUCAUGGCUCAGUGUAUCAGCGGAUUCACGGCUUUGGACAUUCCCCCUCCAGUAGGCCCUCUCUGGAUACUGGGCGACGUCUUCAUGGGCGCAUAUCACACCGUCUUUGACUACGACAAGAUGAGUGUUGGCUUCGCAGAUUCCGCAUGAGAGAAGCAUUUCACUGAUGUAUUGUCUUCGACUGAGCAAAACAAGGCCAUUUCGACACCAUGAAUUAUAUCAAGAUGUAUUUGCGUGCUUGAUAGCCUUAGAUAUACUUGCAUGUUAGUCCUGUCUGUCUCACAAAUACUUCCUCCGUUCCUAAAUAUAAGUCUUUUAAGAGAUUUCA
Hordeum vulgare subsp. vulgare (domesticated barley) is the source of this 1908-nucleotide messenger RNA. RefSeq names its product aspartic proteinase oryzasin-1-like. The transcript has 14 exons. The coding region runs from base 114 to 1730 and encodes 538 amino acids. The record is from RefSeq and is a predicted model, not a curated record. Gene Ontology annotation, biological process: proteolysis; lipid metabolic process. Lineage: Eukaryota; Viridiplantae; Streptophyta; Magnoliopsida; Poales; Poaceae. Gene Ontology annotation, molecular function: aspartic-type endopeptidase activity.